AUGCAACUCCCACUUCUUUUCGGCGCCUUGAUUGUCCUGAUCAGGACCGUGGACGCUGCACCACACUUGGGGAGGAAUCAUGCUCGAUCUCACCAGCUACUUCAAGAGUUGCACCGGGCUUUGACAACAUCUUCCACCACAACCACAGCAGAGUCUUCCACCCUCACGGUGAUACCGAGCUACAUGGCGUCUGCUGAGGUAGUUGGCGGUGCCGCGGCCGCUCUGGCGGUAUCAGCAGGAGUAGUGAUCCUGAAUCCACUGAACCCUCUCCUCGGUAUCACGAGACCAACCAGUAUGACCUCAGAGCCAGUGGCUACAACCAGUUCAACUACUGUUGAGCCAUCUAUUUUCCGGUCUGCCACUUCAACAACCACCGUCACGCCUCGUAGCUCAACCCCCAGCAGCUGCCUCUCCGCCACCACGAGUUUGAUCACCCUGACAGAGACAGUCGACAUCACCGUCUCCACCACCGCCCCGGCUGUCACCGUCACCGUCACCCCUCCCUCUUCUUCCCCCUCCUCAACCACCACCUCAACAACAACCUCCACAUCAACCAGCACCAUCACCCUCCGCCGCAUGACUUCUGCCUCUUCCUCUUUCACAACCUCCACCACAACGACUCCCCCAACAACAAAAACAACAACAAUAACAACAACAACAACAACAAGAUCAACCGCCUCCAUCACCACAACAAGAUCACCGGUCCCCUUGACAACACGACCAACCAUCACCACUACCACAUCAACCCGCACACCAACAACCACCAGCACCAGGCCCGCAACCACCAGUGAACAACGCACCUUUUUUAUGUCCUUGUUUUACAAUCCCCCCGCCAGACCGGCAGUUACUAACUCUGUGUCUACGUCAACAACGCUGGAAAUCGUCAAGACGACGACCACGCCGCCGGCGGAGGCCUUGGAGUUUGUGACUGCUACGCCUGUCCCUACGCCCACCAUUGAGGUCGAGGAUCCCGAUUGCACAGAGUCUGCUGGGUUUGCAAAGGGGUUCGGAAAGGAAAGGGGUGGGCGGGCUCGGGGACGGAAGGGGGAUUGGGGGGUGGAUGAGGAGUGA
Molecule: messenger RNA, 1071 nt
Organism: Podospora pseudocomata
Lineage: Eukaryota; Fungi; Ascomycota; Sordariomycetes; Sordariales; Podosporaceae
Exons: 2
Coding region: 1-1071 (356 amino acids)
Source: RefSeq, a predicted model, not a curated record